Echinostoma caproni is the source of this 2259-nucleotide messenger RNA. The record is from the annotation of a GenBank genome assembly. Lineage: Eukaryota; Metazoa; Platyhelminthes; Trematoda; Plagiorchiida; Echinostomatidae.
UUUGACAUCAUCCCAACAGAUGAAGAGACGGAAUUGGGCAGUCUGCGUCGGACGCGUCCCCGAGUCACAGAAUCCGAGGCGAAACAUGCCAAACGGACGAAGCCGGAAGCGUCUGAAGACUCGGACAGUGAGACUGACAGUACGGCACUGGACGAUGUUGACGAAGAUGAUGAAGUCCUACAGGAGAUUCGAUCCUCUCGAGGUCAGAGCACUGGGACGAUGCCAGUUCACGCAUUACCACUCUAUUCUCUACUGACACCGGAACGUCAACAGCUGGUUUUUGAACCCCCACCAGAUGGUCAUCGUCUAAUUGUUGUGGCAACAAACGUGGCAGAAACCUCGCUUACCAUCCCCAACAUACGGUUUGUUGUGGAUUCGGGCAAAGUCAAAACCAAAAUAUACGAUCCGGCCACCGGGGCAUCCAGUUUUGAGAUUGUGUGGAUCAGUCAAGCCUCGGCAGAACAACGUGCCGGUCGUGCGGGUCGAGUAGCUCCCGGUCAUUGCUAUCGUCUGUACAGUUCACAAGUUUUUUCUAGCAUGCAACCGUUUGCCACCCCGGAUAUUCUCACUCGACCGAUCGAUGAGGUAGUGCUUAUGCUCAAGUCUUAUUUGGGCAGUACACCCCUGUCUCGUUUUCCCCUGCCCACAACUCCGUCUCCGAUUGCGAUCGAAGCGGCCGAAUGUCGACUGAUCACCUUGGGCGCCCUGGAGGAAUUGUCCCGAUCCAGUUCUGAAGACAAAAUACGCACCAUCACGCGAGCGGGUCGUUGGAUGGCUCGGCUUCCAUUGCCGGCUCGUUUCGCUCGAAUGCUUUUGUUCGCGGAUCAACAUCAGCUCAUGCCAUACGCGGUCAUUCUGGUCGCUGCUCUCUCUGUCCCCGAUUUGUUUGUGACCAAUAUACAACCAACUGAACCGGAUACGGUCGAAGAGAAAUCGGAAGGUCAAACCAAAUCCACCAUAGAAGAUUUUCGGGCUAAUUUCGCUCAACAAUUUGUCCGGCGUAAAGCUGAUUUGUAUUUUGGAGAUCUAUCUGUGCUUUUGGGCACGGUUUGUUGCCUGGAGCGCUAUGCCGCCCAACUUCACGGACUGUCCGACCCUGAGCCUGGUAUCCUGGAAUUUUGUGGCGGUCGGAAACAAGUCUCACGUGAUCCAGACGCCGCAUUGCGCAUGCUAACCGAACGUUGCGGGGUGCGUUGGAACGCGUACAAAGAGAUUCGACAAUUGCGACGCCAGUUGACAGAUAUCCUGAAUGCGAACAUUCCGGAUCUGGGUUUGGCGUUAGAUCUCACGCUUCCCCGACCCACACCAGAUCAAGUGCAACAAUUGAGACAACUGUUCCUCGUCGGGUCCCCGUGUCAUCUGGCCACCAAAUUUGAUCUCCCCGUCGAAGGUCUGCCGGCGAAAGAUCGUAAGCGUUUGCGUCAUGCAUAUCGAGUACCCGGUGUUCGCGGCCCCGUAUUCGUUGACCCCAGUUCCCCUCUCGCUCGAGAAAACUAUCCGUAUCUGGCAUUUUUGGAAUUGCACAAAUCGGCCAAACCAUUUUUGCGCACUGUGUGCGCUAUCGAUCCUCGCUGGAUUCCUUUCUUAGCUCCGCAUAACUAUCGUGUGGACGGCUUGGUACUGUCAGACAACCCGGAGUCUACAGAACGGCCUGAUUCCACCCAGUCGCAUUCACCCGUGCUUUGUACGAACACCGAAUCUGAUGUAGACACGGACGAGGAUGUCCGUGAUCAUGAUCAUACCCAAUCGGAUGUGGAUUCGAAAAAACCGCUUUCCCGUCCCUGAGCCAAACAUGUGGAAUAUAUCGGUUGCGGUCUGUCAGCUGAGGCGGUCGAGGCCGGGAAUCACGGAUUCGAUUUGCCUAGUGCUGUGAUGCUAGUACCUCUGAACAGCCUGGCCGCGUCACGUUCACUGGGUGCCCAUGAGGCCCGAAUGUGGAGUGUGCGCUGGUUUGCACGAACUAUGCUCGAAGGCAGUGUGUUCGAGCAGUUCUCCGUCUGGUUCCCCGGUCGCAUCAAGAAAAAUGUGCAAACUACCCUGUUGACUGUCUCGUGGGGUUUAGUUCGUUCGGAGGUGCGAAAAUUGAUCGCUGCCCUGGCCAAGCACAAUGUGGAUACUCGUCGAAGUCUGCUCUCUCGUUGGGCCGUCGAUCCACUGUACCUUUCCAAGGAACUUGCAUCCUGGUUACCCGCCGAUGCAGCUGCUGAAUUCCAUUCCCAGUGGCCCUUGGUCCCUGUGAAAAAUUCGGUCGAAGAUUGA